AAGGACCCAAAGGUGCUGUAGGGCAUAUCAAGAAUAGACUCACCACAAGUUACUCCUCAACUCUCUUUAAGCUUUCAUCCAAAAACUCUCCAACAAUGGCUUCCUCUACCCAAAAACCCUCUUCUUCUUCUACCCCAAUCCGUAAAUAUAACUUCGAUGUGUUCUUGAGUUUUAGAGGUGAAGACACCCGCAACAAUUUUACGGUUCAUUUAUUCAAAAUUUUGGGUCGGAUGGGUAUUAACACUUUCAGAAACGAUGAACCUCUGAGACGAGAGGAGAUCCAAUCAGGAAUUUUGAAAACUAUUGAAGAAUCAAGAAUUUCCAUAGUUGUGUUCUCAAGAAACUAUGCGCAUUCCCAGUGGUGUUUGGAUGAGUUAGCGAAGAUCAUGGAGUGCAGGAAACAAAAUGAACAAAUAGUCUUGCCGGUGUUCUACCACGUGGAUCCUUCUGAUGUGCGAAAGCAAACAGGGAGCUUCGGAAAUGCAUUUUCCAAUUAUGAAAGAGGUGUAGAUGAGAAAAAGGUGCAAAGGUGGAGGGAUGCCUUUACUGAAGCAGCCGAUACAGAUGGUUUCCGUGUGCCGGAGGAUGGGGAUGAGCCAACUAUUAUUAAGAAAAUCAUUAAUUUCGUCAAUGGCGAAUUGAAACUUCCAGGUCAUAACUUAAUUGGAAUUGAUGGACGUUUGGAAGAAUUGAAGUCAUUGAUAGGCAUUGGAUCUUAUGAUGUUCGCAUGCUUGGAGUAUGGGGAUUAGGUGGAAUUGGCAAAACCACAAUUGCACGAGUUAUUUAUAACUCAAUCUCAUACCAAUUCGAUGGUGCUAGCUUUCUUCCAAGUGUUUGCCAGCAAUCCAUGCCUAAUGUAAAAAAAAAACUUCUAUGUGACAUUACUGGAUUGUCCUAUGGAGGCCUGAAUGUUGAUGAAGGGCUCAAUAAGAAUAAGAUAAAGAAAAAAAAAAUUCUUAUCGUUGUUGAUGAUGUGGAUUGUUUGAGUCAAUUAAAGGACUUAGUUCCAAAUGGAGAUUGGCUUGGUGGGGGAAGUAGAAUUAUUAUAACGACUAGAGAUAAACAUUUACUACUUGAGCAUGGAGUGGAUGCUAUAUAUGAGGUUCAAGGAUUAGAUUUUGCAGAAUCUAUACAUCUCUUUAAUCUUUAUGCCUUCCAAGCAAGAUUUCCUAAACCAGCAUACAGAGGAUUUUCCCGAAAUAUAGUAAAUUAUAGUGAGGGCCUUCCAUUGGCUCUUAAAGUUUUUGGUGAUUUUCUUUUUCGUAAGUCAAUAGAUGAAUGGGAAAGUGCAUUGUAUAAACUAAAACACCAAUCCAUGAAAGAAAUUCAAGAUGUGUUUCAAAUCAGUUAUGAUAGACUAGAUUACAAAACAAAAGAUAUAUUUCUUGAUAUUGCAUGUUUUUUUAAAGGGGAAGAAAGAGAAUUUGUUUCAAGAAUAUUAGAUGGGGCUGAGAAAGCAAUAACAGAUCUCUCUAAUAAGUCUCUCCUAACUUUUUCAAAUAAUAAGAUAAUGAUGCACCCUUUAUUGCAACAAAUGGGUCAAGGAGUUGUUCAUCAAGCAUGUCCUCAAGAGCCAGGAAAACAGAGCAGAUUGUGGAGAUCAGAGGAUGUCCAUCGCAUAUUGCUCAAAAAUGAAGGGACUGAUGCGAUUGAAGGGAUAUUUCUAGAUACAUCUCCAGCAGAACCAAUAGAGUUUACCAUUCUAGAUACAUCUCCAGCAGUACCAAUAGAGUUUACCACUGAAGCUUUUAAAAUGAUGAACAAACUUAGAUUACUCAAAGUUUGUCGAGGUCAUAAAUGUGGUUCCAUGGUAAAAAAUUAUGAAGUGCGUGUUUCUACCAACUUUGAAUUUCCAUCUUAUGAGUUAAGAUAUCUUCAUUGGGAUGGAUAUCCUUUGGAAUAUUUGCCAUCAAAUUUUCAUGGAGAGAACCUUGUUGAAUUGAAUCUGCGGUAUAGUAAACUAAGAGUGCUUUGGCAAGGGCUUAAGCCUCCUGAGAAGUUAAAGCCUCUUGAGAAGUUAAAGGUUAUCAAUCUCAGUCACUCUCAGCAGCUCAUUCAAAUCCCAGACUUCUCCGAUACACCAAAUCUGGAGAGUCUAAUUCUUAAAGGGUGCACAAACCUUGAGAACAUUCCAAGCAGCAUUUGGCACUUGGAUUCUCUUGUAAAUCUUGAUCUCUCUCACUGUUCAAAACUCCAGGAACUUGCAGAGAUCCCGUGGAAUCUAUACUCAUUGGAAUAUUUGAACUUGGCAUCCUGCAAAAAUCUUAAGAGCCUUCCAGAGAGCCUUUGUAACUUGAAAUGUCUUAAGACUCUCAAUGUAAUCGGGUGUUCAAAACUGCCCGACAACCUGGGAAGCCUGGAAUGUCUAGAGAAGCUUUAUGCAUCAAGUUCAGAAUUGAUUAGCCCUCAAUCGGAUUCCUCUUUGGCUGGUUUGUGCUCCUUAAAAGUAUUGGAUAUGCAUGACACCAACCUAAUGCAACGUGCAAUCAGUGGUGACAUUGGCAGCUUAUACUCAUUGGAAGAAUUAAACCUAAGUUACUGUAAUUUAACAGAAAAAGAAAUUCCCGAUGAUAUUUGCUGCCUAUACUCAUUGAGAGUAUUAGAUCUAAGUGGAAACCUUUUUCUUGGAGUAACUGAUGCCAUAAGUCAACUUUCUGAGCUAAGAGAGCUUGGGUUGAGGCACUGCAAGAGUCUUCUAGAAAUUCCAAAGCUUCCAUCAAGUCUCAGAGUCCUAGAUGCCCAUGAUUGCACAGGCAUCAAAACGUUAUCAAGUACAUCAGUGUUGCAAUGGCAGUGGCAGUUAAAUUGCUUCAAAUCUGCUUUUUUACAAGAAAUUCAGGAGUUGAAAUACAGAAGGCUUUUGUCUCUUCCAGCAAAUGGUGUCAGCCAGGGAUUUAGUACUGUUAUCCCUGGAAGUGGAGAACUUCCAGAGUGGAUAUCAUUCCAGCGUAUUAGCAGUGAAGCAACAAUACGGCUACCACUUAAUUGGUACGACAAGGACUUCUUGGGAUUGGCUUUAUGCUGUGUUUAUAUUCCACAACAGGGUGAACCUCUGGAUAAAUCAAUGGAUGAACCAGCGAGUAGUACGUCUGAGAAUGCCACGGUGAAUAUCACGCAACCUUAUCAUUUAGGAUGUGAAUUGACUUUCCUUGAUGAUGAAAUUGGGUUUUUGGAUUAUCUCUCCUGUGGAUCAUCCUGCCAAUGCGACCAUAAUGAUGGUGUAUCAGAGUCAGUGUGGGUAACGUAUUAUUCUAAUGUUGCUAUUAAGCACAGAUAUCGCUCCGAUAAACGAAGGCAUUUAAUGGCUUCAUUUCGUGGCCAUGUUAAUGGUAAACCAGUGAAGGUGGAAAAGUGUGGGAUUGGUCUUGUACAUGUUGAUCUUGAGAACACCAGUGGAGUUGGAAGUGGUAAGCUCUAGUAAUGAUCAGAAGCCCCUAAAAGUUUGAGAUGAUCCACCGACGGUUCCAUGCAUAGAUCCAAGGCCAAAAUUGUAGGAUUCACAAUGGCACCCCCAGAGCUCCUCCUCCUUGAUAGUCUCUCUCUGUGUCUCUGGUUUUGGACCUUUCAAGCCAUGACAACAUUAUUGGUAAGUUAUUUUUCCUUUCUGGUGUAAGUUUCCACCGCAAACAGAUUAAAGGAGCUUAAAUUCUUGAUUAUAUUUUUGCUGUUUAAAAUUUCUAGGAUGUAAAAAUAUGCCCACCCCAAAAACAAAAAGAAUAAAUAAAUAAAUAUUGGCCUAAAAGAUCCAGACCAGUUAUGUUAAUUUGUAAACCACUUUAGGACUUGUUCCAGAGUAUUUGCCCAUUAUUAUUUUUGAGGCAUUGAAGUCUUGUUUUGAACAAGUUUACAUUGUCUACCGUGCGGGUCUUGGAAUUGAUCAACCAAGCUGGAACAACACUCAACUGAUCAAUUGAGGCUUAAGUUGGUUUCCCAUGUCAGGUACGUAGAAUUUCAUUUCUGUUCCAGAGUACUUGAUCCUCAUGAUUUAUUUCUUAUAUUCCUUCAUUUAUCUUACAUUUUAACUUUAUAUGUUAGUUUAAGUUUCACAAACAUGAAUAAUAAUUUCUUCAUAGGUGAUUAUGGACUAUAUAAUAUAUAUAGACAUGGAAUUGAAACCUUGUAUCUUAUGGCGUAGCGCUGAAUGGUUGGAAGCGGUUCCAAAAGACAAGCAGUGGGAUGAGUUGAUGUCUGAAUGUGAGUCCUUGAAAGAGAAACAGUUGCUAAAGAGACAUGGGAUGGUCUACUUGUACUGAUCAUCUAAUUGCAGACUGGUAGGCAUUAAUCUCGAUCCUUGACAAAAACACACUACAAUUUGGGAAUAAUUCAUUCUGUGUGGAUGAAAAAGUAUGACUUGCAAAUGCUAGAAACUAGAAUUUAUGUUUUCAGCUUUGAAAUGUAUGUAUGAUUGAGGUUUGAAUGAGCAGUCAGUGAGAACACCAUGCAAUCAUAUCCAAAAGAUAAGCUUUAUCCUAUUUAGUAA
Vitis vinifera (wine grape) is the source of this 4481-nucleotide messenger RNA. RefSeq names its product disease resistance protein RPV1. Gene Ontology annotation, biological process: signal transduction; defense response. Gene Ontology annotation, molecular function: ADP binding; protein binding. The coding region runs from base 96 to 3419 and encodes 1107 amino acids. Lineage: Eukaryota; Viridiplantae; Streptophyta; Magnoliopsida; Vitales; Vitaceae. The record is from RefSeq and is a predicted model, not a curated record. The transcript is spliced from 6 exons.